Molecule: messenger RNA, 1221 nt
Organism: Cololabis saira (Pacific saury)
Lineage: Eukaryota; Metazoa; Chordata; Actinopteri; Beloniformes; Belonidae
Gene: cryaa
Product: crystallin, alpha A
Exons: 3
Coding region: 189-719 (176 amino acids)
Biological process (GO): protein refolding; response to heat; lens development in camera-type eye
Molecular function (GO): protein folding chaperone; structural constituent of eye lens
Source: RefSeq, a predicted model, not a curated record
GUACAGGAGGGGACAAUACACUCUGGAAUCAUUUCUCAUCUUCAACCUUUUUUUGCUCUUUUAACACAAUCCUCCUGGGGCUUCUUGCUUUUAUCUGUUGAGCUACCGGAGCCACAGCCUUAGCAGGUGAAACCGCCAACCUGAACCAAGCCAGGCAAACGCUAAAGCAACCGCUCUCCACCUUCGCUAUGGAUAUUGCCAUCCAGCACCCGUGGUUCCGACGCGCUCUGGGCUCCAGCUACCCGGCCCGGCUCUUCGACCAGUUCUUUGGAGAGGGGAUGUUUGACUAUGACCUGUUUCCCUACGGCGCCUCCACCAUCAGCCCCUUCUACAGACAAUCGCUGGUCCGCAGCUUUUUGGAUUUCUCCAACUCCGGCGUCUCUGAGGUGAGGUCCGACAGAGAUAAGUUUGCCGUCUACCUGGACGUCAAGCACUUUUCUCCCGAGGAGCUCAGCGUGAGAGUGACCGACGACUACGUAGAGAUCAACGGCAAACACGGAGAAAGACAGGACGACCACGGCUACGUGUCCCGUGAGUUCCACCGCCGCUACCGCCUCCCCUCCAGCGUGGACCAGUCGGCCAUCACCUGCACCCUGUCGGCCGACGGCCUGCUCACCCUGACCGGGUCCAAGGUCUCCGGGGGCAGCGAAUCCGGCCGCAGCGAACGCAGCAUCCCCGUCACCCGCGACGACAAGACCAACGCUGCCGUUUCCUCCUAGAGGCCGAGCGCUACGAGGUUCUGACGCGGUCCGGUCGCCCAAUAACCAGCAUCGUCUUAGACGGAUGACCCUAUUAAUGAUUCUCUUUCCCACUCCUUAGAGGAAAUCUCUUCACUUAUUUUCUGUAGUAUUCUUAGAGCACUUACACAGAAUCAGUAAUUGUUUUAACUAUUGCUAAAAUCAGCCCAUGAUGGUGGAUAAGUGAGGGAACCGGGGAUUUUAAAAGGAGGAAAUCAUCCAAGGAUAAGACAUUCUUGACUAGACACAUUUUUCUGGUAAAUAUGUUGAUGAGCAAGAUUUGGUGGGAGGUUGGAAGAAGAGGUCUCGUGUCUUGUCCCAUCAGUGAAGUUCUGAAGUUCCAAUGGUUGCUUUUAUUGGCUCUGAACCCUCUCCUCUUCUGUCUUUCACAUGUACUGUAGUGUAGAUCUUGUUGGGCCAAUACCUGCCCACUCCUGAGAAAGCUAUACCAUAGAAACAUGUAAUAAAAGCUGUACAAUUACCA